AUGGACUGCUGCAUGAGCGCCGGUGGGUCGAGGGUCAUCGGGAGCGUGAGGCGCCUGAGGGACUGGAGGCGGCUGGCUUUUGGGAAGAUCGAGUUGGUUCCAUACUUAAAUACCAAAGACGUCAACUUUGUCAGCUUCAACCACUCUUCUCCUCUGCCUGAGAUUUCGAGCUUCGAAUCUUCACAAUACUCAAAUGUAAAUUGCUCUAAGUUUAUCAGUUCUGGAAGAUUAGAGACCGAGACUGAGGUGCUUAGCUCCUUCAAAUUUUUCGGAAGUUCCAUUGCAUUUUCUUCCUUCACUUUAAUUGCUCUGAGGAUCUUUAGAGAUGGCAAGGUCACUAUGUCGAAGAGAACUUGGGACAAGUUCUCGCCCUUGCACGAGCUGAUAUUUAGCUCCCGAAGCCCCUGA
Molecule: messenger RNA, 408 nt
Organism: Linum trigynum
Lineage: Eukaryota; Viridiplantae; Streptophyta; Magnoliopsida; Malpighiales; Linaceae
Source: the annotation of a GenBank genome assembly